Messenger RNA from Gossypium raimondii (Peruvian cotton), 3006 nucleotides. RefSeq lists its product as uncharacterized. The record is from RefSeq and is a predicted model, not a curated record. The coding region runs from base 172 to 2781 and encodes 869 amino acids. The transcript has 10 exons. Gene Ontology annotation, molecular function: protein binding. NCBI's taxonomy places the organism in Eukaryota, Viridiplantae, Streptophyta, Magnoliopsida, Malvales, Malvaceae.
AAAUAUAAUCCCUUCCUUUACCUCUUCGCUGCUGCCUGCUGCUUUUUUUUUUUUCGUCGAGAGAAGCGAAGACAAAAAAGCUCGUAACGUACACGACAUAGUUUUUUUUUUCCUCAGAUCUGAGAGAGACCUAAGAGAAACUGUUUUCGGAGAGGGGUACCCGGAGAGAGGAUGAGCGGGAAAGGAGGAGGUGCUGGAAAUAAUGGGAUAGGGAAGGGUAAUAGUGGAAUUUCAGGUAUUCCGGCUGGGUCUCGGAAGAUGGUACAGAGCUUGAAGGAGAUUGUGAACUGCCCUGAACCCGAGAUCUAUGCCAUGCUUAAAGAGUGUAACAUGGACCCUAACGAGGCCGUCAAUCGCCUCCUCUCUCAAGAUCCUUUUCACGAGGUGAAGAGCAAACGAGACAAGAAAAAAGAGAGCAAAGACACAGUUGAUUCCAGGUCUCGUGGUGCCAACAACCUUGGGAGUCGUGGUGGUAGGAGUGGUUCAGACCGAUAUAUGGGGCGUGGUGGCUCAUCCUAUUAUAGUUCUAAUGAGUCUGGACCUUUCCAUGGUAAACCUGCUCAAAAGAGGGAAAAUGGAACUCACGCUUAUGCAGGUUCUUCAUCUUCUGCAUCUGGUGUGCAAGGAAACAACAUGAAUCGGAGACCGCCAUCCCAUAGUGAAGCUGGUAUCGCCGGACAUAAAACAACCACAGCAGGUUUAGUUGAUGGUAUUUCUUCAUCUUCACAACCUUGUGGAUACCAGUCUGCUUGGUUGGGGGCUCCAGGUCAAGUAUCAAUGGCUGAUAUUGUGAAGAUGGGCAGACCACAAAACAAGGCUUCUGUCAUACCAAACCCACCUCACCAAAGUGUUAAUAAUCGGCAUCUUGCAGUACCUCAUUCUGCAGAAGUACAUCCCAACUUACGUUCACCACAUGGUCAUGCUUCCAAGGUGUCCGAUGUCACUUACGAGCCUGAUAUCACCACAAACCAGCGUAGUUCCCCAAGUGAUGAAUGGCCCCCCAUUGACAAUUCAUCUGCUGUUAACGUGAACCCUAUCUUAGAAGCACCUGCAGAAUCUGGAUUGUAUGCAGAGGCAUCUAACUUGCCUGUGGAUAGAAUCAACCAACUCAUGAAAGCCGAGUUAGAGGAAGCUCAGGCAGUGGAUGAUGGUCCUGUCGAAACUGUUGAUGGUAAUCAUGUUGAGUCUCCUUCUAUUUCAACUAGAAAUAUACAAGAGGAUGAUUCUGGAGGCUCAUCUCUUUAUGAUAAUAACUUACAUAAGGAUGCCAAUUCUUAUCAGCCUCAAAGGCAUGCUUUUGAGCAUGAUGAAGCCGAAGAUGGUUCUUCAUCAGUUGCUGUGAAUAUGCAGCAACUUAAUUUGCAUAAUGAUGACCAGGAGGCAUCAUUUGAAGAGGAUAAUCCAUCUGUAAUCAUACCAAACCACCUGCAAGUCCACACCCCGGACUGUUCACAUUUGAGUUUUGGAAGUUUUGGACCUGCAAUUGGUUCUGCCUUUCCUGGAUCAUUUGCAUCAAGGCCCUUGAAGAAUAAUUUGGAUGAAGCUCCUGAAUCAGCUGAUAUCUCUACUAUUGGGCACUCCGAGAAUAGAAAUCCCGAGUAUUAUGGGGACGAACAUCUCAGAAGUAAUGCAGAGGGAAAUAUAAUGAUUAGAAGUACUGUCAACACUGGAAAUUAUGAAGCUACUGAAGAUUCUCAACCAGCAGUACUGAAACAGGAUGCUUCUGAAGCUGCCCAAGGGAACCAAUAUGCAUUUCCUUCAUCUGCAUCUGGUUAUAGCUAUGAGAACUCUCAACAGUUAAAUCCUGCUUUUACUCAUCCUCAGACAAGCACUCAAAUGCAGAAUCUCACUCCGUUCUCAAGCGUAAUGCAAGCAUAUACAAAUUCAUUGCAAAGCACUUUGCUGACAUCAACUGUUCAGACUGCAAGGGAGCCAGAUCUUCCAUAUUCACCCUUCCCUGUGACUCAGUCAAUGCCAACAAAAUACACCAAUGCAGUCUCUUCCAUUAGUGGCCCCACAAUUUCUAUGCCAGAGGCUCUGAGAGCAGCUAGUAUAUCUGCACCACAGGCGACUCCACAGACCCUUCCUAGUGCCAGUGUUGCCACGGGACCUGCUCUUCCUCAGCAUCUAGCCAUGCACCCUUUUUCCCAACCUACGCUUCCAUUGGGACAUUUCGCGAACAUGAUUAGUUAUCCUUUCUUGCCUCAAAGUUACACUUAUGUGCCAUCAGCUUUCCAGCAAGGAUUUGCUGGUAAUAGUAACUACCCUCAGUCCCUGGCAGCAGUGCUCCCCCAAUACAAAAAUAGUGUUUCUGUUAGCAGUUUGCCUCAAUCUGCUGCAAUUGCAUCUGGCUAUGGGUUUGGGAGUUCUACCAAUAUUCCUGGAGGACUUCCUCUGAAUCCGCCUACAGCACCUGCAGGCACAACCAUUGGCUAUGAUGAUAUUCUGAGUUCUCAGUACAAGGACAGCAAUCAUUUGAUGUCGCUUCAACAGACUGAGAAUUCGGCUAUGUGGGUUCAUGGCCCUGGCUCACGAACAAUGUCUGCUGUUCCUGGAAGCAAUUAUUACAGCUUCCAGGGGCAAAACCAGCAGGGUGGUGGAUUUCGACAAGGGCAACAACCUUCGCAGCAUUUCGGGGCUCUUGGAUACCCAAAUUUCUACCAUUCACAAACAGGAGUAUUGGGGGACCAUCAGCAGCAAAACCCUAUGGAUGGAUCCCUGAGUGGGUCUCAAGGCCAGCCAUCAAAGCAGACCCAACAGUUGUGGCAAAACAAUUACUAAUGUUAUCACCUCCGGGUUUUUCAGGGUCUUGGUAGUGAGUUUGAAAGUGGCCAAUCGAAGGCAUUCGUGCGAUUGAAUAAUUACAUGUAUGGUUGAUAGGGGUCUGAAGAGACCUUGAAUGGCUACUGCCCUGUGCCACGAGGUUGUAUUUUACUUAUUUAUUGUCUGGUUAUGUUAACUUAGGAACACAGUGUGCUAAUUUGGGAUGGUGGACGUUGCCCUUCA